AUGGCAACUGCAAAUGGCAGACGAGCAGGUGAGAUCAAAGCGCAGCUGCCCUUUUUCUCCCUCGAAAUGGUCGGCCUCAUGUCUGUUGCUAUUGUCGUCGCUGCGGUCGCUUGCGCUGUCGUGGCCGCCACGCCUAACGACAACGUCUGCUUCACGGCGCCGGCUGUAACUACAACCGUGAUCGUCAACGAGUGCGGCCAGUCAACGACGCCAGCUGCUUCUCCUUCCGAGUCUGAGGCUCGUAGCACGGCUCCUCUGCCAGUUGAGACGUCAUGGCUGCCCUCGAGUCCUGCUCCGCCUGCGCCAGCUCCCCCCGCCUCUGCUGAGCCAGCUCCCGGUCCUUCGGGAUCGUUCCCUCCAGCUCCCCCUGCAUCUUCUGGCGGUUCGUCUGGCAGUGAGCCCUCGAAGCCAGGGCCUACCCCGACUGCGACCAACAAGCCGACCCCUUCCCCGUCGUAUCCCGGAAGCACACCUUCGUCUUCAAGCGAGCCUGAGCAACCUCCCUCCAAUGCCGCUCCUCUCUCGGGCGUAUCUCUCGGCAUGGGCUCCGUUGUGGCUGUUGGCAUGGCAAUCAAUGCAGCCGUCGCUGCUCUCGUCUAA
This is a messenger RNA of Didymosphaeria variabile, 600 nucleotides long. RefSeq lists its product as uncharacterized. Bases 1 to 600 code for a protein of 199 amino acids. The transcript is spliced from 3 exons. Lineage: Eukaryota; Fungi; Ascomycota; Dothideomycetes; Pleosporales; Didymosphaeriaceae. The record is from RefSeq and is a predicted model, not a curated record.